GAACACUAUAGACCAAUCACUUUAGUUGAGCUUUGGACAAUUUUAACCCUUUAUUUGACUUUUUUACUCCAAUGUUUGGGCCUCCUUUCCUUUUGUUUUUCCAAUUUACGAACUUCUUUUCAAGAGGGGAAUACUCUAAUGAUAUUCUCUUCAUUUCUCAUCUUUACUUAAAUCAAUUGUUACAUAGAAUAGUAGAAUACUAAAGUUAAACUAGGGGGAAUUCGUCACCACGGUUUUGUAGGUUUUGGUUUUACCGGUUUCAGUUUUCGAAAAUGUGAAACCGCAUAUCGAACCGCACUACUUGAUUUGGUUAUGGUCCGGUUAAUUUUGGACGGUUUGUGUUGGUUUCGGUUGAUUCUAGCAUGUUUUUAUCAGUUUUUGUCGGUCGAUUUCGGUUCGGUCAGUUUUAUAACCGAAAAGAUGAAACCCUAAACUGAAUCACAAAUGACUAAUCGAUUUUAGUCGAUUUUGAUUGAGUCAGUUUAAAUUUCUAUCGGUUCGAUUUUGGCGGGUUUCAGUUCUUAUGUGAUCAAAUGUGACCUUCCCAUAUAAUCCAAUGUUCUCGAGCAAUCACGGAAUCACCGCCGCUAAAGGUGUUUAUUUGACCUUAACGUGGUCGUAUAUCCUGACGAAAAUGGUGCGAAAAACCGAGCGCAGAAGACUAGAAAAUGGACCAGCAGCAGCGCGUCCUAGUUCCAUGGAUUUGAACUGUGGGGUUGGUUAAUUUUUACCAGCACGCUCUGUUCUUCGUUCAUCACCCAAAAUAACCUCUACCCCUCCUAAAAGUAAGUAGACAGAACUGUAAAUUUCCUUGUUUCAUAAAGAUUUACUCAUUACUAGUUUGGUUCCUCAUUGUUUUGACCCAUCCCUGCUUUUUACAAUGUUUUUGAAUCGGAGAGUUUUGAAAAGUGGGAAUCGUAAGCUCCAUACGGGAAAACGAUGUCUGGGUAGUGGACAAACUGUCUACGCAUGAUAUAGUUUUAUUCCCUUUGAUCCUAACCACAACAAACUUUUGAAAUAUUGGUCUAUAUGGUCUAGGUUGAAGUAUCUUAUCAACUAGAUUUAAUCGUAUAUUAGUCGGCUUAACCAAUGUGCAUUAUGAUUAAGCUGAAUGACACCAGUCUUGUCAUAAUUACUAAUUUGGAAUAUAUUACUCGUAUUAUUAUAGUUAUAUUUGUAGAUAUGUCUCUUUUUCUUGUUAUUCAAUAGUUAAACUUUGGAAUGAUUCAUUUGUGUUGAAAUUGGCCUGGUCUAUUCUAAUCUAGUCUAAAUUAGUCUCGACUGGUAUUUGUGUAUAAGUGGUCUAGUAUUAUUUACAUUUUAUUAUUAUCCAAGUCUUAUCUGAGCUGUUUGAAUCCGGUAUGGUUAAAGACUGAAGUGUUCCUCAAUCAUCAUAUUUUCAUGGUAUGAGACUAUGAGGUAGGUAAGAAAUGCAAAUACAAUGUCCUAUAAACUUUCUAAAAUGAUGGUAACUUUAAUAAAUUGAUAAUUUUGCAAGAUUUUCCGGUACUUUAAUAUAAUAUCUGCCAAUUAAUUUCAUCAAUGAAAAUGCUUGGACUGUUUUACUUGAAUUGAAACGAUGGUCCCAGUAACUUAAAGUAGAAUACACAACUGUGUGGUUGCUGGAAUAUCACAGGGGAAUACUUUUGUAAGGUUGGCUUCUUGUUUUGUCAGCUUGCCUUAUCAAAAGUGUUUUUUCCUAUUGAUAUAUGAUUAGCACCAAGUUUAGUAGGAUCCACAAGUCUAUGUUAGGCUAUUGAAUGUGGACAUAUGGUCAUGAGCUAUUGAGUAUUGAGAUGAUUUGUUAGCAUCUUUUUUCAAUUUCCACUUAUAGUUUUCUCCACUUGCAAUUGGAAUAUGCAUUUAUAAAGUUACUUAUGCUAUAUUUCAUCUCUACGUUUACUGGCUUUGUGAUUUUUUAUGAGCAUAGGCCUCCCGGAUAACUAAAAUGCAUAAUUGAGGAAUCACUGACUGGACUACUUUUUAGAACUGCUAGAAGCUGAUAUUUCAGCACAUGUUAUGAAAUGUGAAGGAUUUUUUUGGAUUGGUUUGAAACGGAGAUAUCUAAUGUCAAUUAUAGCAUUUCUUAAUCUGCAACAAAGUUACCUCAUCUAUUUUAAUAUACAUGGUAUAAGAAUCAUGACUUUUUUGGGGUAAAGCUCACCUACUUUUGAUCCCCACAAUAAAGGAGUAGUUGUAUAAUGCCUUGUGAGGACUGAGGCAUGGCUUAUGAGGUCACAUCGGGUGUGUGUCAAAACCACAAUGGUUGUUAUAGAAUGAAGGUGGUGGACCCGCGUUAAAUUCAUGCGGGUCCAUGUAAUGUAAUAAACCAAUGUGAGUUUGACACUGUGGUAUUGGCAUGUGUUAAAAUAUCGCAGUAUAUGAUCUCUUCAAGUUUAAAUAUCAGUAACUUCUAAUCCCCUACUUGUAGUUGGUCAAAUUGGUAAAAUUAACUUUGGUCCAUUUGGCAUAAUCCAAAAACAGUUUAUGAAGGGUCUUAAACAAUUGGAUCCCCUUUUCCUGGAUGGCAUCAAUUCUUCUUCUCUAUAUCUAACAGAUGGUCUGCUCUUUCUUUUUUGCAAUGUCUUAACAACCCCCAUAGAAUUAUAGCCUUAGCAAUAAAUUUGCACGAUAUAUUGUAUUUACUAAUUCUUGAUUUUGUUACUAAUUCCAUAGAAACAAGUGAUGGGAGAAGAAGCGUCAACAGAUGAUAAUAGCAGAAGCAGUUCCAGUUUCGCCCUCCAUUUCUUCAGAGGGAGAUGGUUCUCACUCUUUGCCUCAUUCCUGAUUAUGGCCGGGGCGGGAGCUACAUAUUUAUUUGGUGUGUAUUCUCAGGAGAUAAAGGCCUCUUUGGGUUAUGACCAAACCACCCUCAACCUCCUAGGCUUUUUCAAGGACGUUGGGGCAAACGUUGGAGUGCUCUCCGGCCUUCUUGCCGAGGUUUCCCCAACAUGGUUUGUUUUAUUAGUCGGUUCCGCCAUGAACUUUGCCGGCUACUUUGUUAUAUGGUUGGCAGUAUCAGGGAAGAUUCCAAAGCCGACUGUCUGGCAGAUGUGUUUGUACAUUUGCAUAGGAGCUAAUUCUCAGAACUUCGCCAACACUGGGGCUCUGGUUACUUCUGUAAGGAACUUUCCUGAGUCUCGUGGGGCUAUGAUAGGUCUCCUGAAAGGUUUCACCGGGCUAAGUGGGGCCAUCAUGACUCAGCUCUACCUGGCUGUUUACGGGAAUGACUCCAAAUCUCUCAUCCUACUUAUCGCCUGGCUUCCGGCUGCAUUGUCAGUGGUGUUCGUGUACACGAUUCGGGAGAUGAAGGUUGUUAGGGACAAGAGAGAGCUCACUAUGUUCUACCUAUGCCUGAUUUCAUCCAUCGUCUUAGCGUUGUUUAUAAUGGUCAUGACAAUCCUCCAAAAGGUGGUUUUGUUUUCAGGGGCAGCUUAUGAUGUCAGCGCCGCUGUUUCUUGCAUUUUGCUAUUUUCUCCUCUUGUGUUUUUUGGCAGACAUGAGUUAACCCUCUGGCGGAAGAGGAAAGUGGUACAAAAUGUUGUUACUCUGCAACCACAUUUGCUGCCGCCGCCACUGCAACUAAAACCAACACCAGCACCGGAGGGAAAUAAUGGUCCUAAAGUCUCUUGGCUGGCCAAUAUUUUCUUUCACAAACCAAAAAGAGGAGAAGAUUAUAGCAUCUUGCAGGCACUUCUGAGUACAGACAUGUUGAUCCUUUUUGUAGCCACGUUUUGUGGGAUGGGUUCAAGCCUCACGGCAGUUGACAACAUGGGGCAGAUCGGGCAGGCGCUCGGGUACCCGAACAAGACUAUAACAACCUUCGUGUCACUUGUCAGUAUAUGGAACUUUUUCGGAAGAAUCUUUGCGGGAUUCUUCUCAGAGACUCUUCUGAUCCGAUACAAAUUCCCGAGACCGCUUAUGAUGACACUUGUCCUCCUCUUAUCAUGCAUCGGCCUCCUCCUCGUCGCUUUCCCGGUCCCUGGAUCACUAUAUGUCGCGUCAGUCGUGAUCGGGUUCUCGUUCGGGUCCCAACUCCCUCUCCUCUUCACUAUCAUCUCUGAGCUCUUUGGGCUGAAAUACUAUUCCACGUUGUUCAACUGCGGGCAGUUGGCUAGCCCCGUUGGGACCUACAUACUGAACGUGAUGAUCACAGGUCGGUUGUAUGACAAGGAGGCGCUCAAGGAUUUGGCCAGGAAGGGGUUGGGUAGAGCGGAUGUGAAAGAGCUGAGUUGCAUCGGCCCACAUUGUUAUCGUCUGCCCUUCAUAAUUCUUGCCAGUGUCACUUUCUUUGGGGCAGUUUCUUCCUUAGUUUUGGUUGCCAGGACUCGGGAAUUUUACAAAGGUGAUAUAUACAAGAAGUUUAGAGAGCAGGCUGAGGAUGUAGAAUUGCCAGUGGUGAUAGUAGCAAACACUAAAUAAUUGUAAAAACAGAAAUCCGAAAAAGCAGUACUUUAUUAAGCAUCCAUUUUGACAACUUUAGUUCUUUGUUUUUGUAAUCAUCCAAAGCCAUAUGAAAUUAUGAAUAACAUACUUCGUUAAUUGUCUUUAAAGCCUAGCCUUUAAAUUUUAAGGCCUGGAACUUGAAUUUGAUCUGAUGGGUAAGCUCCCCCUUUGGAGAG
Messenger RNA from Cuscuta europaea, 4622 nucleotides. NCBI's taxonomy places the organism in Eukaryota, Viridiplantae, Streptophyta, Magnoliopsida, Solanales, Convolvulaceae. The record is from the annotation of a GenBank genome assembly.